CGAGCCUCUAUUCCACACGCGACAUCCAUCUUUGGACCCAACAGUCGAAGCCUACAACGCAUUCAGGUCAUCCCAGACCCGGCAUGUCCAAAGUUUCGCCAAUCGUCUAACUGGAGGGAACAAGGCGUUCAAAAUAAAAAUAAAAAAGCCGACACACCAAGAGGUCUCUUUAACACCCUGGGCCGCUUGCUAGGCCCCCGAGCACCAGUACAAGCUUAGGCCUUUGCUGCGCGCCUUCCAGAGUCUUUCCGUAGCAUAACACACACACACACACACACACACACACACGAUGGACUCCAGACUGCUGCUCCGGGCGGCGGCGGCAGUCCCUCGCCCCUUUUGCCACCAGACAGCCCUUGCCAGUCGAUUAAGCCGGCCGGCACUGGCCACCCUCCCGAGCUCGACCCCGGCGAUGCAGCAGAGACGAACAAAAGCCACGACGAACCGGACCAAGCGCGCCCUCAACAUCCCCCCACACCCGUCCUUCCUCGGCAGGAACACCGACGCCUCGGGUAACGAACUGGGUGAGGACGUCGUCAUCUUCAACCCGCCGUCGUCCGAGGCCUCGGUGUAUCACACGCCCUUCAAGUUUCUGCCCCAGAGCGAUCCGCGGCGGCGCGCCAACAUGGCCGCGCUCUUUGAGUCCUCGGCCACGAUCAAGUACCCCGAGGGAGCCCAGGAGGCUGCCGACGGGACCAUCACCACAGCUUCGAGAGUGCAGCCCAAGCACAUGCCGACCGUCAACAUGAGCCCCAAGAAGGACAAGCUCACGGCCGAGGAUGUGGCCGAGAUGCGGAGGCUGAGGGACGAGAACCCGAUCGAGAACAGCGUCACUAAACUCGCCAAAAGGUUCAACUGCACCAAGGCCUAUGUCAUGAUCGCCACUGGCCACAAGGAUAUGACGGACCACAAGAAGCGCAUGGAGAGACAGCUCGACAAGCUCAAGGCCCGCUGGGGUCCCAGGAAGGCCAAGGCGAGGUCGGAUCGGUACAAGAGGACUGAGAUGCUGUACCGGGGCGAAUUGCAAUAGAGGAGGUGGGAAAGAAUUGCGGCGAUGUUGAUGGCACAACUCUAUUCCAGCACAAAACGCACGACAAACUCAAACUCCGUUUGAGCUGCGUAUGGAUUUUUUGUUCGGGAUUUGGGUAGUAUCAGCGCUGCAUUGUUUAUUGGUCCCAUUUUCGAUGUUCUCGAACAUGGAUGGUAUAAUGGCAAUUUCGGUGGCUAGAUGGCUUUGGGCGGUCAUCUUGUAUACGGCUCUCAUGUUUCUUCUCUGCCUUGUUUAGAUGGAGGUCUUCCGUUUCCCUAUGUAUAUCUACCUUGUACACUGUAAAAAAAAUGAGAGAGUCAUUUUAGACGUCACUAGGAAUCAAGAUCUUAGAUUUGAACCGCCGA
This is a messenger RNA of Pyricularia oryzae 70-15, 1395 nucleotides long. RefSeq lists its product as uncharacterized. The coding region runs from base 290 to 1030 and encodes 246 amino acids. Gene Ontology annotation, molecular function: structural constituent of ribosome. The record is from RefSeq and is a predicted model, not a curated record. Lineage: Eukaryota; Fungi; Ascomycota; Sordariomycetes; Magnaporthales; Pyriculariaceae. The transcript has a single exon. Gene Ontology annotation, cellular component: mitochondrial large ribosomal subunit.